CGGUAGGGCGGAGGGGAGCGAGGUACGGCGGGGCUGAGCUUGCGGCCUUCCCCUCCGCCGAGUUUCCCGGCACCAGUCAGAGCCCGAAUCGCUGUGCGGAGCUGGGGCGCGGCGCCGUUCUACUUAAAGUCGUUCCCUCUUCUCUGCUGUUUUGCUUUCUUCUUUCCCCCUUAGGAGAAGCAGCUGUGCGUUCUGUUGCACGGACGUUGCAUCCUGAUGCUGUCUUGAAAGCUGGGUUUCUCACGGUGACUUCAGAAGAGUUUUCUUGCCGUCGGUUAUUUGCUCUAUUCCGAGGCUGGCACCAAUCUGUUGCUGCCCAAAGCUGAGAGUUUCUCCCCACGGCUUGUACUGCAGUGUUUGGGAGCCUUCCCAGUGCCGUGAGGACGAUCCUGUGUCACAAUGCUGCGCUACUGGGGCGAGAUCCCGGUGCCAUCCAACCAGGCCAACCGCAGCUCUUUUGACCUGCUGCAGCGGGAGUUCCGCACGGUGGAGGUGCAGGACCCUCCUUUGCACCAGCCGUCAGCCAACAAACCGCGGCCCACCACCAUGCUGGAUGUCCCCUCCGAGCCCUGCAGCCUCACCAUCCACACCAUUCAGCUCAUCCAGCACAACCGGCGGCUGCGCAGCCUCAUCGCCAUGGCCCAGGCACAAAACCAGCAGCAAGCGGAGGGCAUCAAGACAGAAGACAACGAACCUCUGCCCUCUCGUCCGGCCUCGCCGCCUCUCCCCGAUGACCUGCUUCCUCUGGACAGCAAGCCCCCCAAAAUGCCGUUCCAGCUGAGGCACAGUGACCCAGAGAGUGAUUUCUACAGAGGAAAAGGGGAGCCUGUGACUGAGCUGAGUUGGUCCUCCUGUCGGCAGCUUCUCUACCAGUCAAUGGCCACUAUCCUGGCUCACACGGGCUUUGACUGCGCCAACGAGAGUGUCCUGGAGACCCUGACAGACAUAGCCCACGAGUACUGCUUGAAGUUCACCAAACUGCUACGCUUUGCUGUGGAUCGAGAAGCCCGACUGGGGCACACCCCUUUCCCAGACGUCAUGGAGCAGGUCUUUCAUGAAGUGGGCAUUGGCAGCGUGCUCUCACUGCAGAAGUUCUGGCAGCACCGCAUUAAGGAUUAUCACAGCUAUAUGCUUCAGGUUAGCAAGCAGCUCUCUGAAGAGUAUGAGAAGAUUGUCAACCCUGAAAAGGCAGCAGAAGACACAAAGCCUGUGAAGAUUAAGGAGGAGCCUGUUAGUGAUAUCACUUUCCCCAUAAGUGAGGAGCUGGAAGGAGAUCUUGCUUCUGGUGACCAGUCUUUGCCUGUUGGAGUUCUCGGAGCUCAAAGUGAGAGAUUCUCUGCAAAUUUGGAAGUAGAAGCUUCCCCACAGACUUCAGGGGCUGAGGUAAAUGCUUCCCCACUCUGGAACUUGGCACAGGUGAAAAUGGAGCCACAGGAAAAUGAGGAGGCCAAUGUACAUGGCCAUGGAGUCCUAGGCAGUGAUGUCUUUGAGGAGCCUAUGUCAGGCAUGAGCGAAGCUGGGAUAGCACAGAGUCCCAAUGGUUCUGAGAGCAGCUAUGGUUCUCAUUCUGCUGACAGUCUGAUGGGAUCCUCACCUGUCUUCAACCAGCGCUGCAAGAAAAAGAUGAAGAAGAUGUGAAGAGAGGGGGCCUUUUUAUUUAGUUCUGAUGGACUUGAAACAAACCAAGAGAGUUCUAUGAUGGCUGUGAUGUAUAAAUGGGGCUGGCCCUGGUGUAUGAGGAGGCUUGCAUGAAAUUGUUAUGAGAGAUUUGAUGUGUAGUGCGCUUCAUCUCCCCUCAUAGCUGGCUUCUGUGCUCCAUCCUGACUCAUGAGAUUGAGGAUGACUGGAUGCAUUUGAUGGUGUCAUGGCUUGCUUUGGCAGACUAAUGAGGAAGUUACAAGUGGAAAACAGCCGUGAGAUUUGUUAAGUCACAGAAUCAUUGAAUAAUUUGGGUUGGAGCUUUCUAGUCCAGCCAAGGCAAAUAGAACAGGUUUUCCAGGGCCUUGUCUCAUUGAGUUUUGAAUAUCUACAAGAAUGUUGAGUGAAAAAAGAUGGUGAAUGCUCUCUUGGCAACAUUUGCCAGCAUUUGACUACCCUCAUAGGAAAAAGAUUAUUCUUACAUCCGCUGGAAUUUUCAUGUUUCAACUUGUGUUCAUUGUUUCAUUUUCUAUCACUGUUCAUCUCUGAGUUCAGUCUGACUUUGUCUUCUCUAAUCUGCAUGUUAAGUGGUUGUAGACAAUGAGAUCUCUCCUUAGCUUUUUCCUCUUCCUAUAUCUGUAAAAACCAAGCUCCCUCAGCCUCUCCUUGCCUUGUGCUACAGUCCCCUAACCAUCUCAGUGACUUUCCAACAAAAUUGCUGCAGUGCCCUUAUUGUAAUAGGAACCGUGGAAGUGGAUAACAUCCUCCAGAUAAGGUCUCACAAAUACAAUAUGAAAUAAUAAUUUCAACAUUCUGGCCACACAACUGCCAACUGUUGCAGGCAGCAAGACAGUCUCAAGUUGAGUAAUUUUACUGGGGGAGAGCCUUCACUGAUGAUGAUGAUCUAGCAAAGAUGCUGGAGUGUGGCCUUACGGUGCCAUCAGCUAGCUCCUUUGGUGCCUUCAGAUCCAUCUUGUCUGUUUACAUGGACUUGAAAACAUCUGGCUGAAGUUCCUGCUAAUUCAUUCUUCCUUUGCUCUACGUAAUACCUUGUCCCCUUGCACUCUUCUAGUAGACCCAGGGGGGCAGACCUAAGUAGUGAAAAUGUAUACUUGUGUUGAGUACAUCAGUCUCAAAUUGCAGCCUUUGUUUCCAGGUUGUCGAACAGCAAACCUGCAUUUUCUUCAACCUUUCUUUUGCUUCCAUUGCACGUAGAAAAGCCCUUCUUCGCAUUUCUGUGUGUUUCAACUCCAGCUGAACUUUGCCUUCCCUAAUUCUCUCCCUUCAUGCUUGGACUCUGUCUUUAUAUCCCUCCUGGCCAGCCCAUUCUCAUUCCCAUUUCUGUGUACAUUUCUGUGUACAUUUCUGUGUACAUUUCUGUGUACAUUUCUGUGUACAUUUCUGUGUACAUUUCUGUGUACAUUUCUGUGUACAUUUCUGUGUACAUUUCUGUGUACUCUGUCAGUGCAAACUUUUCCUUCACUCCUACUGGAUUGAGUGUAGCCACUUCAGGCCAGUUGCUAUCUUGACAACUUAGUCUGAAGCAGAAUCUGUUUUACUGCUUGCUUUUAUGGCUCAGCUGACUGAUGACAAUUUUUGUUCUGCACAGUCCUCAGUUGAUCAACUCGGUCUUUAUCUUGAUUCAGUGAGUAUCUCUCUCAAAAGAAGCUAGCAUGAACACGAAUCAAGAAUGAACAGUCACUUAAACUGGUUUUAUACCCGUAACCCACUGUGAUGUUUGAGGGAGACUUAUCAGACCUCCCAUUUGUCCUUAGUAUUGCAAGUUUAUCUUUUGAAAGGAUGAGCUCCAGGCAUAGUAUUUUUUUUCCUGUUUCCUUAUAACAUGCCUAGUCUUAGUUCUUUUUUCCAAACUGUAUUUCUCUUCCAUUUUGCAGAAGUGGAAGCCAAACGUUAAAUUCCUCUAUGUCUAAUAAGAAUGUGUAGCUACAGGCUUUUAUGGACGUUGGAGUUAAAAUUGCCCAUUGCAGUUUUAAGGGCUCCUCCUGGGAGGUAAAUUCUAGCUUUUUGAAGUCUAGUCAGUAGUUGAACAGAGGACCAGUGUAUCAGGAAAUCUUUAUUUUGAUUCCCUCUGAGUCACCAUUAGGAAAACUGCAAGGCCUCUGUUUUCUCAACUGUAAAAAAAAAAAGAAUAAUAGUAUUUGCUACUUAGAAGUCUGUGAGAUUUAGUUACUAUUUAAAAAGGUACUUUGUUCCUUUAGAGAGUUUUGUUAGAGCUGUGAGCUUUUCUUCCAUUGGAGUAUGACUGUUGCUGGCUGGAAUAUGCUUCUGUGUGCACUGAAAUGUUAGUGACCUACAUUAUACUUGUUUUAAACAAAGCAGCUUAUUAUAAACAAGUAUAGGACAGCUGUGCUAUUUGACUGCCGUAGUACAAGGAAAGCAUUUUAGACGGUGUCCUCUGACUGAACUUUAGACUUCUGCAACUGAAUUUGUUGCUCAGGGCCCUAUUUGCAGCUGAAAGCAAACAGUCAUUUUUAGGUCAACAUGGGUCUGACCUAGAAGUAGAAGUCUAAAGGAGGUCAGAAGAGUGUUGUUUUAGAAGUAUUUAUUUUUCCACUAUGCGCCAAUAAAGUGAAUUGAACUUGAUUACCUCAGCUAAAGGCAUCCACUCCAUCAAUAUUAGUGAAGCAAUCUGAAUUCAGCCUUUCCUGUCUUCCUGCUAGGCAGAUAUUUUUCAUCUUCUUCUACACAUUCAGUAGUGCUUAUCACUGAAAUUGUAGGACUGGUCUAAAAGCAGAAUGCUCAUCUUACUUCAAACAGCAGAUCCAGGGUUCUCCAUAGCACACAGGAUGUGCUUAGACCAGGGUCCUGAGGUUCAGCCUGGUUUGGCUCUUGGGUCUGUCCUUAAUACUGCAUUAGAACAACUGUACAUGAAGCAUUCGCCAAACUGCUGUGAAAUAUUUUUGAAUUUAGGACACAUAAGCAAAGUCCUUUGCACCAUUUUCAGGAGCUAGAGGACAGAGUGGCUGCUGUCAGCAUGGCUUGCUCAUUUGCAAGAUCUCAGAGGGGCUAAAAAUGUGCUGCUCUCCAUGGCUUUAGUUAAACCGCUUAAGCCUCAGUCUUAAGUGCUUUCUUUAUAUUGCUCAAGUACAGAUGCUCGUCUUACUUUUAAUCGUGCUUUCGUAUUUCAUAUCCCCUUUCCACACUCACUUCGCCCUGUUAUACACAUGCUACAAGCCAAACCUGAGCCCUCUAUUGAUUCAGCUGUGUUGUUGCAGUAUAAGGGAGAUGUGUUAUUGAUUCUCUUUGGGAAGCUUGUUUAUGCAGGGAUUAGAAAUGCAUCAGCAUGGUUUGUACAUGUAAAAAGUGAUGGCAGAGUUAAGUCUGUACCUCCUGUUUCCCAUUAUGCUGUGUUGCUUUUGACUUUUUGUGCACUGGAUGUUUUCUUUUGUGCAUAUGGAAGCUUUACCUUGUAGGUGAGCCUCUCCCUUCUGAACGUUUGCAGACUUGGAAUUUACAGCGCUGUACAUCAUGCAUGAAAUAGUGAAAUUUCAAAUCUAGCACACCAGCUCAGAUACAGACAGUGUGCUCUUCUGACGAAUGAAAUAAGAUUUUACUAGGUGUGAGGAGCUAGUGAGAAGUUCAUUGACCAUGUAAUCCCCAAAUUUUAAGCUACACUGAGAUUACACAAUGGCGUGGAAUGAAGCUCUGCUCUCGCAGUUGGUUCUUUUUUUUCUGGUCCUUGGUAAAGUGCUCUGCUGGCCUAUCUGCCUCAGAAGUUUACUAUUUUGUUCAUUCUUUCAUCUUUAUCCCUUCCCUUUCCUAAGGUGAAUGAAUGGAAAAUUGGAAUAUGGAGGGUUUAAUGCAUCCAUGUCCAGUAGCACUGAUGUCCUUAGAGAUUUAUUUUGCCAUGAAUUACUAGGCUUUUGAGGUAUUUUGCAUGGGAAUGAUAGAGGAUUGCAGGUGAGAGAGUGCUGGGCAUGAUAUUUGUUUCCCUUUUUAUUCCUUUGAGAAGUUUUACCUGGCGUCCAACAAAGUUCACUGUCAAUGUGAAAAGUUUAGCAUAGGUCAGACCAUGCUACCUAGUGAUUUAAUUCCGAGACUAUUCAUGCUAAUUUGAAUAUGCAUAACGCUGUACAGAAAAAGAGAUGUUCCCUGCUUAGAAAUUUACAACUGAAAAAGAAAAUAGGAAAAUAAGAUUAGAUGGGGUAGGUGAGGCCAAUCUGAUUAUAUGCUGAAUUCUGACACUAAUGCUUAUGUUAUGUGUGAAAGAUAUUUUACUUAAGAUGUUUUUGUACGUGCAUGGGAGUGAAAUACAUGACUUCGUUUGUGUUUAUAUGGAACAAAAUUGCUCAGAAAUAUUUCAGGCUUUUUUGCUUGUUUGUUUUUGUUUUGUUUUUCUCCCCUGCUCUCCUGGAGAGAGUAUCUUUGCAAUUUCUAAGGAAACAAAAACACUUCUCCAGAAAUAAAAAUUCUUGAGGUUUUAUCUGA
Lagopus leucura (white-tailed ptarmigan) is the source of this 6087-nucleotide messenger RNA. RefSeq names its product SPT7 like, STAGA complex subunit gamma (gene SUPT7L). The transcript has 4 exons. Gene Ontology annotation, cellular component: SAGA complex. Gene Ontology annotation, molecular function: transcription coactivator activity; protein heterodimerization activity. The coding region runs from base 400 to 1638 and encodes 412 amino acids. NCBI's taxonomy places the organism in Eukaryota, Metazoa, Chordata, Aves, Galliformes, Phasianidae. The record is from RefSeq and is a predicted model, not a curated record.